This is a messenger RNA of Sphenostylis stenocarpa, 3147 nucleotides long. Lineage: Eukaryota; Viridiplantae; Streptophyta; Magnoliopsida; Fabales; Fabaceae. The record is from the annotation of a GenBank genome assembly.
AUGGCACUUCUCAAGCAGGGUAGACUGAGUCUUCUUUCCCCUCCUUUGCAAAUCAACUGCGUUUCAAAGCACACACUAAAAACCAGAAUAAACACAAACACUCACAUGACAAUACCAUUUUACUAUUAUCUGAUCAUCUUCCUUUUCCUGAGCUGUGUACGCUCUCAGACUCAGCUGCAAGAUCAAGAACAUGCAAUCCUACUGCGGAUAAAGCAGCACUUACAGAACCCUUCAUUCCUCCGUCACUGGACCCCUUCAAACACCCGUCACUGCUCUUGGUCAGAGAUCACAUGCACUGGUGACUCCGUCACUGGAUUGACCCUGUUCAACAGCAACAUCAAGCAAACUCUACCAAAUUUCAUGUGUGACCUCAAAAAUCUCUCACAUGUUAAUUUCAGCACGAAUUCCAUUCCAGGGGAGUUUCCAACGUUUCUCUAUAAAUGUUCCAAGCUGGUCUCCCUCGACCUUGAGGGGAAUGAAUUUACUGGUAGCAUUCCUAAUGACAUAGACAACUUGGUUAACUUGCAGUAUCUUAACCUGGGUUCCACCAACCUUAAUGGUGACAUUCCUGAAAGCAUUGGAAGGUUAAAGCAACUGAGAUUUCUUCAACUUCACUUUUGUCUAUUUAAUGGCACUUUUCCUUAUGAGAGUAUUGCCAACUUGGUCGAUCUUGAAUUCUUGGACAUGUCCUCUAACUUAGUGCUCCCUCCUUUCAAGUUCCCAUCAAGCCUGACCCAGUUGAAAAAACUGAAGUUCUUACACAUGUACAGUUCCAACCUCUUCGGGGAAAUCCCUGAAACCAUUGGAGAAAUGGUGGCUUUGGAGAACUUGGAUUUGUCACGAAGCAAUUUAAGUGGACACAUUCCUAAAGGUUUGUUCAUGCUCAGGAAUUUGAGUAUACUGUAUCUUUUCGAGAACAGUCUCUCUGGGGAGAUACCUGGUGUGGUUGAAGCAUUGAAUUUGACCGACCUCGAUCUUGCACAGAACCAUCUCACAGGGAAAAUACCUCAAGAUUUUGGGAAGCUCCAAAAGUUAAGAUGGUUGAGUUUGUCUCUCAAUCACUUGUCAGGGGAGAUUCCACAAAGCUUAGGCCGCCUUGCAUCUCUCACACAUUUUCAUGUCAUGUACAAUAACUUGUCAGGUAUUUUUCCUCCUGAUUUUGGUCGCUACUCACAGCUUAAAACAUUUGUGAUUGCAAAUAAUAGUUUCAGUGGAAGGCUCCCAGAGAGCUUAUGCUAUCAUGGUCAGUUACUUAAUUUAUCUGCUUUUAAUAAUUAUCUGACUGGGAAGUUGCCAGAAUCACUUGGCCACUGUAGUAGUUUGACGGAUUUAAAAAUUUAUAAUAAUGAGUUUUCUGGUAGCAUUCCUAGUGGGCUUUGGACUUUCAACUUGUCAAGUUUCAUGGUGAGCAAUAAUAAGUUCACUGGUGAACUGCCAGAGAGAUUGUCCCCAACUAUUUCACGCUUGGAGAUAAGUAACAAUCAGUUUUCUGGUAGGAUUCCAACUGGGGUAUCUUCAUGGACUAAUGUGGUAGUGUUUAAAGCCAGUGAGAACUACCUCAAUGGAAGUAUUCCAGAGGAGUUAACAAAUCUUCCCAUGCUAACUACUCUAUUGCUUGACCAUAACCAACUCACAGGACCACUUCCAUCAGAUAUAAUAUCAUGGAAGUCCCUAGGGAAUCUAAAUUUGAGCCAUAACCAACUUUCUGGACAAAUCCCAGUUGUAAUUGGUCGAUUACCUGUCCUCAAUCAGCUUGACCUGUCAGAAAACCAAUUCUCAGGCCAAAUUCCUUCAAUACUUCCAAGACUCACCAAUCUCAACCUAUCCUCUAAUCAUUUUACAGGGAGGGUUCCAAGUGAGUUUGAAAAUUCAGUGUAUUCCACUAGCUUUUUGGAUAAUUCUGGCCUCUGUGCUGAUACCCCAGUACUGAACCUUCGGCUGUGCAAUGUUGGCUUUAAAAGGCUAACCAAAGGCUCAUCUUGGUCUCUUGCUUUGAUUCUGUGCCUGGUGGCGGUGGCCUUCUUACUGGCUUUGUUGAUAGCACUCUUACUGGCUUUGUUGACAGCACUCUUGAUUGUCAAACUUCACAGAAGAAGGAAACAAGAAUUGGAUAACUCAUGGAAGCUCAUUUCCUUUCAAAGGCUGAGUUUCACUGAAUCAAACAUAGUGUCAUCAAUGACAGAACAUAAUGUUAUUGGAAGUGGUGGAUUUGGCACGGUAUACCGUGUCCCGGUCGAUGGUUUAGGCUAUAUUGCUGUUAAAAAGAUCUCCAGUAACAGAAAGUUAGACCGAAAGCUAGAGAGUUCAUUUCGUGCAGAAGUGAAAAUAUUGAGCAACAUUCGUCAUAAAAACAUUGUGAAGUUGUUGUGCUGCAUCUUUAAUGAGGAUUCUAUGCUCCUUGUUUAUGAGUAUUUGGAAAACCGUAGCCUAGAUAGGUGGCUGCACAAUAAGGGCAAGUCAUCAGCUGUGUCAGUUUCAGUCCAUCAUUUUGUGCUUGAUUGGCCAAAGAGAUUGCAAAUAGCCAUUGCGGUUGCUCAUGGUUUGUGCUACAUGCACCAUGAUUGCUCCCCACCGAUUGUUCAUCGAGAUAUAAAAACAAGCAACAUCCUUUUGGAUGCUCAAUUCAAUGCAAAAGUUGCUGAUUUUGGUCUGGCUAGGAUGUUAAUGAAACCGGGGGAACUUGCUACCAUGUCAUCUGUUGUUGGUUCAUUUGGCUAUAUGGCUCCAGAAUAUGUUCAAACAACGCGAGUUAGUGAGAAGAUUGAUGUAUUCAGCUUUGGGGUUGUCCUACUGGAGCUUACAACUGGUAAAGAAGCUAAUUAUGGUGAUGAGCACUCUUCUCUUGCAGAGUGGGCAUGGCGCCACAUUAUUGUAGGAAGCAAAAUAGAAGAGCUGCUAGACAAUGAUUUCAUGGAUCCAAGUUACACGAAUGAAAUGUCCAGUGUUUUCAAACUUGGGGUCUUGUGCACUUCAACACUUCCUGCUAAUAGGCCUUCCAUGAAGGACGUGCUAAACAUGUUGCUCACCAUAGGAGAAGGAUUUGCUUUUGGAGAGGGGAAUCUUAGGCAAUGUGAUGGUGUUCCUCUUCUUAAGGAUUCAAAAUGGGAGAGUAGGUUGAAUCAUGCUGUUGAUAAUGAUAGUGAUUAG